GAAUCUGAAAUCAAGUGCUUUUGUCCUCGAGGCCGGGAUGGCAGUGAAUCUGACAACAAAGGCAACCCGCUCAAAUUCCUACUUGAUUGACUGGCAAUUUUCCGCAGGAAUUAUAUUUUUGUUCAAGUGUGACGAUCAUGAGACUAUAUAAACCUCGCAUGGCUGCUUCAAGGCAUACCCAGUAAUCCUGGUGGUUUCCUCCUCAAGACCUGGUGUCUUCAUAUUUACGUUUAAAGAAUACACAUCUAGACCCGGCCCCCCCUUCCACGGUUAGUGGCUUACGAAUAUCGUACGUUCGGCUUGGUUCUGGAACCCCUUUCUGAUAAUCGUGACUCGCUCGCUAUUACCGGCAACAGCUAACUUCGCCCAACUAAAAAAGGCUUGGACUCUUUACGACUUAUUACGGCUUCUCUCCUCGUCCUUCAUUCUUUCUUCUGGACCACCCAUUUGCUCCCCUCUCACUCUCUUACAACGAUGUACUUCCGUGACGGUCAUACCAAGCGGUUUCCAGACUACCUCAUCUUAAGAACGCCGAAGUCGGUUUUGAACUUUGUCUUCAGAGGAGUAUCAAGAAACGUUCUCCGGCACAUCCAUCAUUUACGAAUACAAUUUGACUUCAACUACGACGCCUGUGAUUAUGAACACGAGAUAUGGUCGAUAGCGAUUGGAAUCGUUCUUCGGAUCCUCCCGGAGCUCAAAGAUCUCGUCUUGCUCUGGAGCGGUGCUCCCUCCCGUGUAUUCAGAGGUGUACCGUUUCAACUGGAAGCACUCACAAGUACUGUGGAGGUGGACGAGGAAGCGCUCUUAUUCUUGCAUUCUCAGCCACAACUACGUCUUGUCGAGCUUCCUCAUUGGCGAACUGUUGAAUUCACCAAUCCUUCAUUUUCCCACCGCAAAUGUCGCUACCCCAUUUCCUUUGGCCGGAAAAUCCUCCGAUCCUCAUACCCUUUGAUCAACCCACAAUCAUAUCCGCUUUCGCUCUUUUCGGACGAAACGUUCCUUCCCAACCUGUGUGAGCUCAGCGUCCCCCCGUUGACCGCGCAGAUGCUGGUUCCUGGGCGACCCGUGCGUUCUGUUGAUAUCAGACUCACUCGAGGAGAGCGAGUCAGAAACUGGGACGCCCUAACGCGCGCGUUUAGCCAGUCAACGUGUCCCAUGGAUGAUCUUGCAAUUGCGACCCUGGACGAGUUUUCAUUUGAAAUGUUGGAUAGCCUGAGAUGGUUGCCGAGUUUGAUGACGCUUUAUGUGCGUGUGUUGGCCCCUGCACGCGUGGACUCGGUAAGUCGGACUAUCGUAUCAUUUUUCUUCCUACUUUCUCGCCACCCCUGAACCUAUUCAUACUGAUGUGAGCGCUUUUUUCAUUUUACUUUUCGCAUGAAAAUAGGACGUGCUCGAGUGGUCCCUCUGGGCGCCCUACUUCACUCCCCUCCCCUACCUUGAGAGUCUCAAAGUGGAGUUUGAUGCGCGUCACCUUACCCGGGUUCAUCCUCAGUGGCCGGUGCCAACUCUCAAGUGCAUCCGG
This is a messenger RNA of Cantharellus anzutake, 1522 nucleotides long. RefSeq lists its product as uncharacterized. The coding region runs from base 475 to 1329 and encodes 284 amino acids. Lineage: Eukaryota; Fungi; Basidiomycota; Agaricomycetes; Cantharellales; Hydnaceae. The record is from RefSeq and is a predicted model, not a curated record. The transcript has a single exon.